This is a messenger RNA of Chaetomium fimeti, 462 nucleotides long. RefSeq lists its product as uncharacterized. The transcript is spliced from 2 exons. The record is from RefSeq and is a predicted model, not a curated record. The coding region runs from base 1 to 462 and encodes 153 amino acids. Lineage: Eukaryota; Fungi; Ascomycota; Sordariomycetes; Sordariales; Chaetomiaceae.
AUGCAGCUCUCAUUUCUUUGGCUGUCGGCCACAGCGCUGUUCUCUCAAGCUGCCUCGGGGUUUUACCUGAAGUCGCGUCAUUCGGUCCUGUCCAAGUAUGGCUUCGCCUCUCUCAACGACCGUGAGACGACGCCUGCGGAAGUCGGAUUCACCUUUCCGCACACCUAUCGCCCUAUCUCCAUCGACCUCGAUGAGAAUGGUAACCUUUCGGGCGACUUUGUAUUGCGGAAAGUGGCACAGGAGGCGUGGGCUCUGGUGUCAACGGCGACUGCCGGUGAACGUCAGUCAACCGACAUUACGGGACCCUUUGCCCUUGACAAGGAGAGAGAGAUUUUAUACACGGGGAAAGAAGGCCUCGUCUGGGCUGUUUGUUCCCGUUCGGGACAUUAUGGGCUCACUUUAGUCCCGCGAACAUACCCCGACCGUCGUUGCGUUCACGAUAUCGAGCUCGUUGCUGUUUAA